AUGAGUCUACGGAACACAACGGCCCGGGCAGCAACAAUGGCCAAAUCAGUCUGUAUCAUUGGUGCCGGUCCAUCUGGUCUAGUGGCCGCUAAAAACCUGCUGCACAAUGCACCAGCAGGCAACUUCAAAGUCUCGGUAUAUGAGGCCCAAGAUGAUAUUGGUGGGCUCUGGCCGACGUCUAAACUUCAAAAAGGUCGACAAAUUCAUCCUCUCAUGGUCGCUAAUCAAAGCAAGCAUACCAUGCACUUCAGUGACCUUGCCUGGCCCGAAGAUGCGCCUCAAUUGCCUCAAGCGUGGAUGGUCGGCCAAUAUCUCCAACGAUACUCAAAGCGGUAUCUUGAAAGCAGCCCUGAUUACCAGUUGCACUUAUCAACAAAAGUUAAGGCAGCCGAAAAGACUGCCACCGGUUGGGAUAUCACCACCGACGGUGCAGACAAAACCAGCUUUGACUACUUGCUCGUUGCCACCGGCUACUUCGGACAACCAAUUGUACCAGACUCGUUAAAGGCCAAAGCUACAAUUCCUGUAAUUCACAGUUGCCAAUACCGGGAUAUUCAGCAGCUCCUGAAGAGCGCCAACAGCAGCGGGCGUAAAAUACUGGUCGUUGGUGGACAAAUGUCUGGCGUUGAAAUCGCUGCUACUAUUGCGUCACAUCUCUCCUCGGCCACACAUUCCCCCACCGCCUCAGGCAUUGCAGAUAUCGCAGACUACAAAGUCCACCAUGUCAUUCAACGCCCUAUUUGGGUCUUCCCUCUUCACACAACGCCCGAGCCAUCGAGUGCGGCGCCCCCGUUCGUGCCGCUGGACCUAUCGUCAUACAAUCGCAACGCUCGACCUCGUCCACUCACAAAUUCACAGGGCCACAUCACUGUGGAUGCAGCAAAGCGACUCCACGGAAUAUUCGAAAAGUCUCUCGGGUCAGACCAGGCGAGCUUCUCUGAGCAGCUCAAGAUUGACGACAAGGGCAGAUCCGAGCCUGCCUAUCUGGCUGUCAGCGACUGGCACUGCGACUUUGUCCGCUCCGGUGCGAUCCAGCUCUCCACUGGUAGAGUGGAAUCGAUUGAAUCAAAUACCGCCACUCUCAGUGAUGGUUCUACCAUCGAUGACAUAGCUGCUGUCGUAGUAGCGGCUGGCUUCGAUGCCUCUCCAUGCCUUGACUUUUUACCAAAGGAUGUCCUCGCAACAAUUCAGCAUUCUCCAAGUCACAACUCACAAAUAGCUGCACUCGCUUUCCACGCAACACAUCACCCCGAGGUUUCAAAUCUUGGCUUCGUCGGCUUCUACCGUUCGCCUUAUUGGGGUGUAAUGCAGAUGCAGGCUAGAUUCCUAUCCCAGCUGUGGUCCGGCAACCAGUCUGAAUCGCUCAAGCAAAAGCUUCAACAAGAUGACUCUAUUGCCCGCACAAUUUCUCUACGAGACGACCCCAGACUCUCUCAAUUCCCCAUGGGAGACUACGCAUUUCUUAUGCAGGAGUUUGCAGAAGCUCUAUCAAUCGAUUUUUCUGCCCCCAUCCCUACACAAGCACCCAAUCUAUCUUCAAACAACCUUCCCUUACACCCACUCACGCCAUCCUGCUACGCAGUUGCCAAUGAAGAUGGUGAAAAUAAUAAACAAGCACAGCUCUCCAUGGCAGAUGCUGCCAAGGUGGCCGAAGAAGCACUGACAUCACCGCGGUUUGUGUCGCGCGCCGUCUUCCGCAGCCUGCUGGGCACUUGGAACCUCGAACGCGACCUCACAAGUAAGCUUCCGUCGCAUCCAAGCGGCCACUUUAGCGGCACAGCGCAGUUCCUAGUGCGACAACAGACACCAGACGGUCUUCAAUGUGCUACAUCUACCUCUGAUAUAACCCCUUCAGGACACGAGACUGCGUGGGAGUAUCUGUACAUUGAAGACGGAACUUUUAGUACUGAACAGGGCUUUGGAUUCCGCGCAACUAGACGCUACAUCUACCGUUACGACGAGGCUUCUGAUAAGCUUAGUGUCUGGUUCGCUCACCCUGAGGACCAAAAAAAGGCAGACUACCUCUUCCAUGAGGUAGAGUUUACCGAGCCUGACGCAAGAUUAGGGUGGUCUGCUAAAUCUGGCCAUUUGUGCAUUGAUGACUACUACGACGUCAAGUACCGCUUCAAGUUCAACAGCGUUAACCUAGCUAGAUGGUGCUGCGAGUACACCGUUAACGGGCCGAAGAAGGACUACACCAUUCGCGGUGUUUAUACCAGAUAG
Messenger RNA from [Torrubiella] hemipterigena, 2223 nucleotides. Lineage: Eukaryota; Fungi; Ascomycota; Sordariomycetes; Hypocreales; Clavicipitaceae. The record is from the annotation of a GenBank genome assembly.